Molecule: messenger RNA, 1140 nt
Organism: Dioscorea cayenensis subsp. rotundata (Guinea yam)
Lineage: Eukaryota; Viridiplantae; Streptophyta; Magnoliopsida; Dioscoreales; Dioscoreaceae
Product: pectinesterase 3-like
Exons: 1
Coding region: 265-990 (241 amino acids)
Biological process (GO): cell wall modification
Molecular function (GO): pectinesterase inhibitor activity; pectinesterase activity
Source: RefSeq, a predicted model, not a curated record
GAUCUAGGUAGGCGGAAGACACCGUCUAGCAUCUCACGCCUUCCUAGAUCAUAUUUGUUUGUCAGUUUAACAACUUCUAAUGAGUGGCAUUUGUUGUCAUUAGCAAAUGGAAAAAUAAAAUAAAAUUUGCCUACUUCCUCUUAUUCCAUUAGAUUGCAUAUAAUACAUAUUAACAGUAAAUCCAAAUUUCCGUUCAAGUAAAGUGUGAGAGCGUAUUAAAAGAUUGACUCCACGCGCGCUUCUAUAUUUCUUAAAUAUAUAUAUAUGUAUAUAUACAUAUUAACAGUAAUGUUUUCAAACAAAACAGUGGCGGUUGGCCGGAGGUUCAUGGCAAAGGGAAUAUCAUUCAAGAACACAGCCGGACCAGAUAAACACCAAGCGGUGGCGUUGCGUGCCGGCUCCGACCAGUCAGUCUUCUACAAAUGCUCAUUCGACGGGUACCAAGACACUCUCUACGCCCACUCACUCCGCCAGUUCUACCGUGACUGUGAUAUCACCGGCACCAUCGACUUCAUCUUCGGCAACGCCGCCGUGGUCUUCCAAAGCUGUAACAUAAAACCUCGUCAACCACUCCCGAACCAGUCCAAUACCAUCACCGCACAAGGCCGGACUGAUCCCAAUCAAAACACCGGCAUUUCCAUUCAAUCCUCAACCAUCUCUGCUUUGGAUUCUUUAACUCGUCCUACUUAUCUUGGCCGGCCUUGGAAACCAUACUCCACUACAAUUAUAAUGAAGACUGAAAUCUCCGCAGUGGUUGAUCCCUCCGGCUGGAUGCCGUGGGUGGCCGGCACUGUGCCACCGGAGACUAUAAUGUAUGCUGAGUAUGAUAACACUGGGCCUGGUGCUGCCGUUGCCGGCCGGGUUAAGUGGCCGGGAUACCAGUCUUCUGUGAGUGAUAACGUGGCUCAAAAGUUUAGUGUUGCUUCUUUCAUUGCCGGUGAUGAAUGGUUGCCAGACUCUGGUGUUGAGUUUGUCUCCACGUUGACUUGAUUUUUUCUUUUCUUUUGGUUGUUUUUUUUUUUUUUAAAAAAAUACCUAUCUAUUUUUAACUGAUAGAGUUUUAAUUAUAGAGUGAUAUAUUGAUGUAUAUGGUGAAUUGGUCAAUGUUUUUAUUGAAUUAAUAAUAUCUGGUCUAGUUUA